Messenger RNA from Oncorhynchus keta (chum salmon), 465 nucleotides. Its product is annotated as proline-rich protein 29-like. The coding region runs from base 1 to 465 and encodes 154 amino acids. The record is from RefSeq and is a predicted model, not a curated record. The transcript has 7 exons. Lineage: Eukaryota; Metazoa; Chordata; Actinopteri; Salmoniformes; Salmonidae.
AUGCCUCCAGGAAGAGAUCCUCAUUACAGGCUCGUGUCUCCUUCCCAGGCUUCCCAGCAGCCCACCACCAUCCUACAGCAGCUCCCUGCUGCCACGUCAUCUCCCACUCCUUCCACCGGGCCAGCACAUGUCAAGCAGGGUGCCAACCUGGUGGAGCUGAUGAUGAUCCAGAAUGCCCAGAUGCACCAGGUCAUCAUGAACAACAUGACCAUGUCAGCCCUCAGCUCAUUUGGCUAUUCCCAGCCCCAGCUCCACCCUCCGUCUACCUCUGAGGAGGAUCCAGAGGUGUACCAUUACCAGACUACCAGCCUACCUGGCUUACCCAACCUGCUAGCACCCUACCCACACAGAGACACCAUCAGGAGGGCGGUCCCACCUCCUCCCCCACCCAGAGCUACCAGGACUGUGGGGGCUGACGUCCCUCCAGCAACAGAUUACUAUGAGGCUACGGAGAGAAGACAGUGA